Messenger RNA from Hydatigera taeniaeformis, 1245 nucleotides. The record is from the annotation of a GenBank genome assembly. NCBI's taxonomy places the organism in Eukaryota, Metazoa, Platyhelminthes, Cestoda, Cyclophyllidea, Taeniidae.
AUGCAUUUACGCGCUUCACAAGGUCCUGGGUAUAGUGUUGGUGGGGGGUACAUGGGUCCCAGCGCUCCUACGAUGGGUGCCAAUAUGGGAUACUAUGUUAAUCCCAUGGACAGGCGGCCCAUAUAUACAAAUAAUCCGAUGGGGAAGCCGUAUAGUGGCGCAGGUUAUCGGGAUGAUGCAUACAGGCGUCCGCGUGAUGAUUAUCGCGGUGGUAAGCGUCCAAGGGGCAGAAGCCCGGUUAGCGAUCGGCGAUCCCACGGUCAUGACAACUACCAACGGAAAGAUAGCAGAUCUGGUAGGCGGCCCCAAUAUACCGGUCGCUACGAAGUGAAAUUCCCCAAACUUCCGCUCACUUUAAAGUCUGCAACGGUUCCCGAGCUCCGACUUAUGCAUUACAAUCUUAAUAUCCCCGGUGAUUUUUCUAAGGCUUGUUUCACGUGGCAGGAAGCGUUCCCGUUGCACGAGCCGAUGCGGAUCGCCACUAAAUCAGACGUAUAUAUUUUACACAAGGAUGUGGAAACACACUAUGUUCAUCCGACUAAUGCUCUGAACGUUCCGGAUGCGGAUUACUCGUAUUCGGUUCGUAUAAUGCCGGUUGCCUCACCUGAGCUAGGUGAUUUGUAUAAACAAACCUUCCGUGCUGCUGAUGAGAAGGUUGAUUCUGAAAAGAUUCCGGCUAUUAAGAAUAUACACUUUUUAGUCGGUGGAAAGUCGAAAAGUGAGACAUUGGCCAUCGGAGGCCCCUGGUCACCCAGUCUGGAUGGUCCAGACCCGGAUAGCAAUUCUCAAACGCUUAUUAACACAGCUAUUAGGACUUUCAAGGGGUUCACUGGCGUAGAUCUCUCAUCUGUAACCGAGUGGGUGCGCUUCCUCGAGAUCCGCUACUAUCGUGCUGCGGCUACAAAGGCUCCCACGAUGAUCGAGGAGGAAGAGGAGCGGGAAAUAAGCGAGGACAAGCAGGAGGUUGUCGUCUUCUUCAUCCCCGACAUUUCACACCUUGUGCCGUCUGAGGAGGAGUGGGAAAAGACGAAAAAGACGUACGCAGACACUUUUCAAAAGCUCUUUGAAUCUCCAGAAUCAGAGAGGCCUGAAGAAUCUGCCAAAUCUGAGCAAGCUGCCUCUGAGCUGAUGGAGACCACUCAGGUCUCCGAAUCAGUCUUGGAUGAGAGCCAGGAGAGUUCCCACGCCGAACAAGUUGAAGGGGAACCAACUCACUAUUCUAAACUGGAUGUCAAUAGCAUGAAG